CCAGAGCUGCUGUUUGCCAAUCGCAAAGAUAUUCGCAUAAUAGAAGUUGGGAAAGAGAGGCAGUCACGCCAAGUUAUUGUGAAGGAUGUUAUGGAUGCAGCAUCUGUGGAUUACUACUACAAGGGUCAGUUGGUUUGCUGGACAGACAUUGAUAAUGAGCUCAUCAAGUGUGUGGAAGUUAACAAGUCUGGCGGGGGAUCAAACAAUCACAGAGAGGUGACAGUGAUAUCAAGAGGUAUUUUAUCACCUGAUGGCUUGGCAGUUGACUGGCUGGGUGAGAAGCUGUAUUGGACUGACUCAGACACCAACAAAAUUGAAGUUGCAGAGCUGUAUAGUAAGCACCGACGUGUUCUAUUCUGGCAGGACCUUGAUCAACCCAGAGCUAUUGCUCUAGUUCCAUCUGAAGGAUUGAUGUUUUGGACAGACUGGGGUGAAAAUCCCAAGAUUGAGAGGGCAGGUAUGAAUGGAGAUUCCUCAACAAGAUUGGUAAUUGUCAAAGAAGAAAUAUUUUGGCCCAAUGGUCUAACUGUAGACUAUGAUCAGCGAGUCAUAUAUUGGGCUGACGCAAAAUUGUCUUAUAUUGCAUCUGUAGAUUUUGAUGGGAAGAGAAGAACAAAGGUGGUCAAGGGUAAAUUACCUCAUCCUUUUGCUUUAACGUAUUUUAACCACACGUUAUAUUGGACUGACUGGGAAACAAGAGCCAUACACUUCUGCGACGUUGGCCACAGGAGAAGUUGUGAGAAGCAGCAACAGUUAGGGACGAACCUCUCCCCUAUGUACAUUCAUGUGUUUGACCCGCUACGACAGCUACACCUGGACACCCCCUGCCAGCACAAUAAUGGAGGAUGUAGUCACCUUUGUCUGGCAGCUCCAACUCCCCAUAACUACUCAUGUGCUUGUCCCACAGGAGUGAAGUUGCUUGAUCAGUUCACCUGUUCUGAUGGUCCAGAAGAGAUGUUAAUCUUAGCUCGUCGGACAGAUUUGCGACGUAUAUCAUUGGACACUCCAGAUCACACUGCUGUAGUAAUUCCAGUGUCGGGGGUUAAACAUGCUAUUGCUGUUGACUAUGAUCCCAUUGAUAGCUUUAUCUACUGGACAGAUGAUGAGACACUUCGUAUUCAACGUUCUAAGUUGGAUGGAUCAGAGCAACAAGUGAUAGUGUCUGCCGAGGUAUUCCAUCCCGAUGGUAUUGCAUUGGAUUGGAUUGCCCGUAACUUGUACUGGACGGACACUGGCCCAGAUCGUAUUGAAGUUGCCAGACUCAAUGGAACCUCUAGAAAGAUCCUCAUUACUGAUAACCUGGAUGAACCAAGAGCCAUUGCUAGACCUGAUGGGGGCUUGAUGUUCUGGACAGACUGGGGUGAGCAUCCAAAGAUUGAGCGAGCUGCCCUUGAUGGCUCAUUACGAGAGGUCAUUAUCAACUCGGACCUUGGAUGGCCUAAUGGGGUUGCAAUUGACACUGAACUGAGAAAAAUAUAUUGGUGUGAUGCUAAAGAAGAUAAAAUAGAGAUGGCUGCACUUGAUGGAAGUGAUAGAAGAGUGGUUCUGAGUGAACAUCUAUCACAUGUGUUUGGCUUUUCACUUUUGGGUGACUAUUUGUACUGGACAGACUGGCAGAGGCGAAGUAUCGAGAGAGUCAACAAGCUUACUGGGACUCAACGAGAAGCAAUUGUGGAGCUGCUGCCAGACUUGAUGGGACUUAAGGCAGUGAAUGUUAGCAACAAAGCCGGCUCAAAUCCAUGUGGUACAAACAAUGGUGGCUGUUCACACCUGUGUCUCAAUAAACCUGCCAACUAUACCUGUGGAUGCCCUAUUGGUUAUGAACUCACCCAGAAUGAGAAACAAUGCGUGGUACCUGAAGCUUUUCUGUUAUACUCACGGAAGGAAGAUAUCCGGCGCAUCUCUCUCCUCACUAGUCAUAAUGUUCCCAUACCUGUCACUGGUAUCCAGGAAGCCAUGGCCAUUGACUUUGACAGUAUUGAUAAUCGGCUGUAUUGGACAGACAUUUCUGUGAAGUCUAUUUCUCGUGCCUUCAUGAAUGGGUCCCAAAUGGAACCUGUGAUAGAGUUUGGACUUGCGUAUCCAGAGGGUAUGGCUGUGGACUGGUUGGCCCGCAACAUAUACUGGGCAGACAUGGGAAACAGCAGGAUUGAAGUUGCAAGAUUAGAUGGGACAUCCAGACGAGUCCUCUUGUGGCAGAACAUCGCCAGCCCAAAAUCACUAGCUCUAGAUCCUGGUCAGGGCUUCAUGUACUGGUCAGAAUGGGGAGAGGAGCCAAGUAUAUCACACGCCCAUCUAGAUGCCUCUCGUCCAUCUGUUAUUGUCACAGAAAUGGGUCGAGCAAAUGGCCUUACCAUUGACUUUAAAGAUAGUCGAUUGUAUUGGACAGAUAUCGACUAUUAUAAGAUAGAGAGCAGUGAUUUGAAUGGUCUCAACAGAGAGGUUAUUGUUAAAGAUUUGCCACAGCCAUAUGGUCUAACAUUAUAUGAGGAUUAUGUUUAUUGGGCUGAUUGGAAGACUGGAACUAUUGAACGUGCUAACAAGAGCAAAGGAGAAAACAGAACAAGAAUACAGAAUCACCUUGACUAUAUUAUGGAUAUCCUGGUUUUUCACUCAUCACGUCAGUCUGGAAAGAAUCCUUGUUCAGUGAAUAAUGGUGGCUGUUCACACUUGUGUCUUGCUGUUCCAGCUACUAAUGGUACCCAUAAUUUUACUUGUUCCUGUCCAACACACUACAAGCUAGAUCAAGAUGGGAAGACAUGUAAAGCCCCUACAUCUUUUCUGUUAUUCAGCCAGAAGACAGAAGUUAGUCGCCUGGUUGAGGAUGUUAAUGAGUGCCCUACACUCAUACUUCCCAUUCACAGCAUGCGCAAUGUCCGUGCUAUUGACUAUGACCCAAUAGAUCAACUGGUAUACUGGGUGGAUGGUCGUGUGGGCUCACUCCGUCGUGCACAUCACAAUGGCACACGUGGUGAAGUGUUCGUAAGCAAUUCUUUAGAGAAAAUAUACCCUUAUGAUAUAGUUGUAGACCCAUUCACUAGAGUUCUAUUCUGGUCUUGUGCAAGAAACAAUAUCAUUAACGUUACCAAGCUUGACGGAACGGAAGUUGGUGGCAUCAUUGGGCAUGAAGGCGAGGACCAGCCUCGCUCAUUAGCUGUCCAUCCAGUACUUGGUCUUCUUUUCUUCACCAACUUAGUCAGUCCACCACUAAUUGAGCAAGCUCAUAUAGAUGGCCUGCAACGUCGCAAGAUCAUCACAGAGGGCCUAGAGAAUCCAUUAGCUCUGGCUGUGGAUGUAAAGGACAACUUUCUCUUUUGGGCAGACACAACUACAAAGCGCAUUGAAACUGCAACAAUCACUGGAGAGAACAGGAAGGUGUUGGUUGAUAAACAAUUAGAACAACCCAUUGGCUUAGCUGUACAUGAAGACUUCCUCUACUGGGUGGAUCCAGAAUUAUAUGUGGUAGAGCGAGUCAAUAAAUUCACUGGCCAACAAAGGGAGGAAGUGCAAGGCCGGAUAUCACACCUGUCUGACAUCAUUGCAGUAACACCCUACCUAUCACAGAUGAUGAAAGAACACCCAUGCCACAAUGGAAGUGAGUGUAGUCAUUUGUGUCUUGAGAAAGAUCAGGAACAGCGGUGUGCAUGUCCUGCAGGCAAGUCACUAGCAGAUGACUUAAAGACUUGCAUCAAUCCCCCUAGCUGCCACCCUGAAGAAUUUCGCUGCCACUCAGGAUCAGUUGGUUGCAUUCCGCUCAAAUGGAGAUGUGAUGGACAGUCAGAGUGUGAAGACAAGAGUGAUGAGCUCAGUUGUCCACUACCCAUGUGUCCCUCUCAGUUUCGGUGUACAAACAGUCAGUGCAUUGACAAAUCUCAGGUUUGUGAUGGUAAAAGACAAUGCAGUGAUGGAACUGAUGAAGUUGGGUGCUGUGGUACAGGCCAAGUUAUGUGUGUAUCAACAGGAAGAUGUGUGGAUACAGCCAUACACUGUGCUGGAGGUCGUCGCCCAUGUCCUGAUAGCCCAGAUCAUGCCCUAUGUUCAACCUGGGUUACAGAUCCUCCUGAUGUAACUGGACCAGAUAGUAAAGCUCCAUAUAUUGUAGGAAUAGUGGCAUCAGUUGUAGUGUUAGUGUGUGUGGCUGCUUUGGUUGUAUAUUAUCGACGGAGGCCAUCAUUGUUAGACGAUAAUGAACUGGAGCCCCAACCCAAACCAUCGCAGCCCAGACCAUGUCGGUUAGUGAUGACUUCUUGGGGUAAAAGUUACACACAAGUUCCAGUUCAGGGUGAACCUCCACCAGGAGAUCCUCAUUCAUCCAUUGGUGUUGGUGGUCCCUCAGCACAUGGGAUAUGUAGGGGCAUAAUUAAUCAAGGUGCAGUAUCCCGAGGGAUGUUUGAUCCUGCCCCAAUAACAGGAGCAUCAUCAUCUUCCUCUUCCAUGACUCACUACCCCAGAGAAACACUUAAUCCUCCGCCCACUCCUGUAUCAGAGAAUAGAGGUCGGUGUCAGGAACCCCACUGUUGCUAUAAUUCCCACCAUGCACCACCUUCAACCCUUCAUUCCUAUCGCCAUUACAAAACCCGUAACAGGCCACCCCCUCCCACACCGUGCUCUACAGAUGUUUGUGAUUCAGAUGUUUACUCUUCAGCCAUAUCCCCACGUAGGACACACUGUUACACCCCUGGUUCCACCACAUACUACUCCUCUCCACCCAUGACAGACUAUGACUCUGAUCCUCACCCGCCACCUCCUACCCCACAGAUGCAAUAUAUUUGUGACCUCACAUCAUGCCCUCCCACUUCAUGUCCUCCCUCACCAUCUACAGAACGCUCUUACUGCACCCGUGCCCCCUGCCCUCCUCCACCUUCCCCUAUAGCAUCUGACUGAAGCACUUCAUUUGUAGUUUGUACUUGUAAAUAGUAUCAGCUUCACAGUCACUGUUAAAACAGUUUAUAUUAUUGUUAUACCUGUUUAAUGUCCUCGAUUAGUUUCUAUUGGAGUUGUUACCUUCACUCAGGGGAAUUGUUUGACAAGUCUCCUGUUUGAUUGACUGAGUCAGGGAGCAUAAACUGUAAUUUUCAUUGUAAAUCAUUCAUUUAGUAAGUACACUGAAAGUACAAAGUAAUUAACAUACGUAGUUCAGUUACUGCUACUUGCCUUUUUAAUGUGAUACUUGGCUUCCAUCUGGCAGCCUGGUUGGAUUGCCAGUUUUUAACUUUCAGAGCAAAAGAGAAAUGUUAGUGUCAUGCAUUUUAUUGACAUGGCAAGGAAAGGGUCAUAUGGUGGAGGUUCCUCACUGCCAAGUUAUUUACAUUGUCAUUUAGAAAUUAAAUUAUAUAUUUUGGCAAACUUGUAACUCCUCUCCCAAGAUCCCUCCCCUGCCUUCGGGUCAUAUUUUUUAAUUGUGGACAAUCUGGGCAAUGGAUGCUUCAUACAGUCUGGCUUAUUAGGAUGCAUCACACUUUUUUUUUUCCAUAAAUGGUUGAUAGUGCUCACAAAUCUUGGUUUCAAAAACAUUUUUGGAGCCAGGAAUCAUAAAUGGCAACACCAAACUCAAUUACAAUACUGUACGUAGUUGUAAAGUACCCACCAGUUACUUGCAUGGUGCACUCUCCAGCAGUGUUUUGUAUCCAUACCCAUUUGCUCACUUUUGUAAGACAAAUACCACAUGUGUCUUGUAUUUUGUAUUAUUCUUUUAUUUCAUAUAUUUUAUCUUUAGAAGCAUGGCUGGAAUGUAUUAUCAUUUAAAGUAUAUCAUUUUAUAGACACUUUUUUUUUUUUUUACACAUUUAUAUAUGACUAUGAUAAAUCUUGAUAAAAUCACACAGGGAAAA
Homarus americanus (American lobster) is the source of this 5831-nucleotide messenger RNA. RefSeq names its product low-density lipoprotein receptor-related protein 6-like (gene arr). Lineage: Eukaryota; Metazoa; Arthropoda; Malacostraca; Decapoda; Nephropidae. The record is from RefSeq and is a predicted model, not a curated record. Gene Ontology annotation, molecular function: protein binding.